Molecule: messenger RNA, 1408 nt
Organism: Clunio marinus
Lineage: Eukaryota; Metazoa; Arthropoda; Insecta; Diptera; Chironomidae
Source: the annotation of a GenBank genome assembly
AGUCGAUGGUAUUCAUCUGGUUAAACAAGAACUCUCCAAUUCAAAGUGUUAUUUAGUGUGCUAAAAACAAGAAAGUUGAGCUAGGUCAUGUUGAAAAUAUUCUUUCUUUUAUCGGUGAUUUUUGUCAAAAUUUUUGGACAAGUUCCAAGUUUUGGACGUUGUCCAGAUUUUGAUGCAAUGCCUGCUUUUGACAAAGAUCAAUUUUUAGGAAUUUGGUAUGAAACUGAAAGAUAUUUUACAGUCACAGAAGUAGUAUCGAAAUGUAUUUCGGCUAAUUAUGAGCUAAGAGCUGAUGGAAAAAUUUACGUCAACAACCACUACGUUAAUCGAAUCAACAAUGUCAAGAGAAUAAUCUCAGGAAAAUUGACGUUAACAGGCAAAGGAGACGAAGGCAAAUUUACUAUCAAGUACGACACUUUCCCAAUAUCUUAUGAUGCAUCAUUGGUAGUCCUCGACACUGAUUAUAGAAACUAUGCAGUGAUUUGGAGUUGCAGUAAUAUCGGACCAUUUGGUCAUACUGAAAGUGCUUGGUUAAUGGCACGUGAUCGCGUUCCUCGAGGUGAAGUUUUACAAGCUGCAUACGGUGUUCUUGAUAAAUAUAAAAUGAAUCGUUCGUUCUUUGUCAAAACUGAUCAGGCUAACUGUGAAACUCUUCCACCGCCCGUUGAAGCUAUUGAUGUUGAAGUAAAAAAGGGUGAAGUCAAACAAGAACCUGAAAAUUCAACAGAAAAAACUGUUGAAGUCAAUACAGUUUCAACUGAAAAAGUUAGUGGGCAAAUACCUGCAUUUGGGAGGUGUCCAAAUAAAUACAAACCGAUGAAAGAUUUCAACAAAUAUCAGUUCAUGGGAAAAUGGUAUGAAGUUGAAAGAUUCUAUCUAAUGAGGGAUAUAAUCGCAAAAUGUGUAGCAGUAACGUUUGAAAGAUUUGACGAUGGAAAAAUUUAUGUUAAUAAUGUUUACACAAAUCGACUGUUAGUAGAGAAUAUCUUAUAUAAGGAAACAAUUGCAGGAAAAUUCAAAUUAACAUCAGGGGAGAAUCGAGGAAUUUUUAACAUACGUUAUGAACGUUUUCCGGCAGCUUUACUUCCAGAUUUUUUAAGCUUUGUUAACUUCAACACAACGAUGACAGUUCUCCAUACUGACUAUAAAAAUUUUGCAAUUCUCUGGUCUUGUCGAAAUAUUAAUCAGUUCGCUCAUAUUGAGAGAAGUUGGCUGAUGACACGAGAGCAAUCACCUUCUGAAUUGGUUAUACAAUCAGCUUACGGCUUUCUUGAUAAAUUUGGGUUGAGAAACUAUUUCAUCAAAUCUGAUCAAUCAAAUUGCGACCCAUAAAUAAAUAUUUCUCUUUUUAAAAUUCCUGACAAAAAAAUUCUAUUUAUUUAAACUUAAAAAUCGAAAAAUUGUGAAC